AUGAAGUUCAACGCUGUCUCGGCCUCUCCGCUGCUGCUCGCUUCCGCCACGGCCGCCCGUGUAGCCGUCGCUAUCAAUCCUUCUCCAACACCCCAUCCGGAGCCCUUGACAUAUAUCUCUCAAGAUGGCCCCCUCCAUCGACCACACAAAGACUACUGCUGCUUCACUCUCGGCUCUUUCGACCCUUCCACGGGCCGCUACCCCCUCUCCCCGUUUGAUGGAAGCGUCGGCGAGUCCUUGGUUGACGGUUCUCGUCUUGGCCAAGGUCCUUUCUGCUUCAACCAUACCACAGGCAUCGUCCAGGACACUAAUGGCGCCCACUGUAUUUUUGACGAGGCCAGCCACAAGUUUCACUGUUGCGACAAUUGCACCGGAAAGACCAACUUUCGACUCAACAUCCAUCAUCAGCAGGGCAGUGCCUCUGCCACCAUCGUAGCCCGAAAUGAUGUCGACGCGCAGUGCUCCAUGGAGCCACACUCUUGUCCCCCUCCCUGGCACCGGGCCCUGAAGUGGUGUCAACAACAUCCCAACUCGGACAGAUGUCCUUGGCUCCCCUGGACGCUGAGCUCUCAUAACAUCAAGUCAGACAACGGCGACGCACUCCGGUUUGGAAUCGGCUUUAUCCUGGACCAACUCUGUGGAUGGUUGCCCGGCACAUGCCCUGUCACCUCCAACAUCAAGGACGUCGUGCCCAGGCUCGAAUUGAGGCGAACCAUCCAGGGCUUCCAGGACAUUUUGGACUUGGCAUGCGAGGUCGCUGACCCAUUGUGUCCUUUUAUUCCGUUAGUCAUGGACGCAGUCCUCUCUAUCCUGGAAGCACUCUCAGACAUCUCAAGGCUCGGCCAAGCCGCCCGGGCUUACGUUGACACCAACAACAGCAUUGAUAUGCGUGCUCUCUCAAGGUCACUACGGACUGCUCACACUGAAAUCGGUUCAGCUGGCCAGUCGAAUAUGGAGAAUGCCUCAGAAAUGACUCCGGAAGAAGCCAUCGAAUGGCUUCGGGGCAGGCUGAAUGCCAUCUGCGAGAAGAACUUUCCCGUCUUGUGUCAAUAUGUUCCCAAUGUCCUCGGCUUCAUCCGGAAGAUUCUCGAAAGCACCGACGAGGACUGCGAAGCGUUGUCUCACGCUGCCCAGGCCAUGCUUUCUGGGUUGAGAUGA
This is a messenger RNA of Colletotrichum destructivum, 1158 nucleotides long. RefSeq lists its product as uncharacterized. The transcript has a single exon. The coding region runs from base 1 to 1158 and encodes 385 amino acids. The record is from RefSeq and is a predicted model, not a curated record. NCBI's taxonomy places the organism in Eukaryota, Fungi, Ascomycota, Sordariomycetes, Glomerellales, Glomerellaceae.